Messenger RNA from Wasmannia auropunctata (little fire ant), 2645 nucleotides. RefSeq lists its product as uncharacterized. Bases 901 to 1797 code for a protein of 298 amino acids. The record is from RefSeq and is a predicted model, not a curated record. Lineage: Eukaryota; Metazoa; Arthropoda; Insecta; Hymenoptera; Formicidae. The transcript has 6 exons.
CAAGCAGCAGCAGCAGUAGCAGCACUGCCGUCGCUACCACCUCCUCGACUUCGUCGCGUCUCUUUCUCUCUCUUUCUCUCCCUCUCUCCUUUUCUCUCUCUCUCUCUCUCUUUCUCCCCCUUUCCCUCACACAUCGGUACACCUCCCCUCCCACCCCCAUCCCUCUCGACUCGCCGCACCAACCCUCUCGCGCGCGCCUCGGCGCCUCGUCCUCCUCCGGUGCCGAUGCCGCAGUACCGACUGCUUUCCGCGGAAGGUGGAAACCCGUGUAACGCGGCCGUAUAUAGAUUUUCAAUUAGUCAAGGGGCGGCCGUGUAGGAAAUUAUGUGUCGCGUGUCGCCACGAAUUGCCGCAAGUACUUGAAAUACUCGUCGUCGUCGUCGUCGUCGCCGCCGCUGCCGCCGCUGACAUCGUGCUUUUUGGAUUUUAUUAUCCCUUCGCCGAUUCUCGUUGCGCGUGCGAGUGGCAAACCGCGUGAAUCUCUUGCGCGCGGGUACUACGUCGCGUCAUAUCGCGCGCGUAUUCUAUUUCGUUCUUUAUACGACCGGCCAACGUGGGAAGAUCGAUUUCCCACUGGCGGCUGUUUCCAACAAUUCGGAACGUUUGGCAGAAAGAAAAAAAAAAGAAAAAGCGUGCAUACGAGUUUCGCCUCGGUUGAGUGUUUACCAGGAUCACGUUGUGGACUCGCGAUCCUUUCCCCUUCUCUCACCAGGUCCCGUGUGAGGCGCGAUGACAACUCGUCGCCAGUGACGACGGUCGCGGGAGUUAGGAGAUAGGUCGAUCUCCUCCGCCUGCCACGGUCGCGUUGCGCUGCGUCGCGCCGCGCCGAGCGCAUCAUCGUCGCGGAGCCCCGUCCCCGGCGAUCUUGGUGAUCACCAGGAUCACUCCGCGGGAGCGAGGAUGUUGCGCGCGGCCUUCGCCGUCCUACUGCCCCGACUCCUCGUUCUGUCGUCGCUACUGAUCCAUUCAGGCGUCGUCGUCGUCGUCGUCGUCGCCCUACGCAUGACGUCUCUGCAGAUACCGGCGCACGUCGUGCUGAAUGAGACGGUGCGCAUGCAGUGCAACUUCAACUUGGACAAAGAGCUAUUGUAUUCUGUGAAGUGGUACAAGGACGGCCACGAAUUUUAUCGCUAUACGCCCAGAGACGCGCCCAUGGUGCUAACGUUCCCGGUGCCAGGCGUAAACGUAAACAGGGACGAGUCCACCGAGAGUUCGGUUGUCUUGAACAACGUGAAUCUGACGAGCUCGGGGAGGUAUCGAUGCGAAGUGUCGGGCGAGGCGCCCGCCUUUGAGACGGUCUCUGAUCACGGGGACAUGAUUGUAGUCGUUCUACCUAACGAAGGACCGCAGAUAACCGGUGGUCGUUCCAAGUAUCAGGUGGGCGAUGUCGUUCACAUGAACUGCACGUCGGCACCUUCUAAACCACCUGCGCUAUUGUCCUGGUUCAUCAACGACGAGCCGGCCAACACCGACUACCUGAUAGGGCCCAAUGUCGUCGACGAGGGUAACGGCCUGGAGACCGCGCGACUCGGUCUGAAAUUCCGCGUCGCGAACAAGCACUUCAGGCGGGGCGACAUGAAGCUAAAGUGCUUGGCCACAAUAGCCACGGUCUAUCUACAGAGCAACGAGGAGAGCGUGGAGGGCGACGAGAGCGUUCUGAAAACGCCUAUAAUGGAGAGCCGCGAGACCCGAGCGCAGAGCCACACUCGCGAGGACCUGACGAACGGAUCCGCAAGUGUUGCAGUUCAGUGGAGGAUCCUCGUCGCCCUGAUCACAUCGAUCGCAGUCGCGCGAUAAUAACGACAUGCGUUCUUUUUUUCCUUUCUUUCUUAUCCUCCUCCUUUCUUCCCUUCCCAUCACAUUGCUUCCUAAUCAUGGUAAACGUUAGGGGACAUCGGUUUCGCCCUAUCUACUACUAUUAAUUCCUAAUCCACGUAACCAUACAUAACGCGAUACCGAUAUGCAUAUAAUAAGUGUACGUCCAUUUACGCGUCGCCGCGGCGUACGACAAAGUCUUACAAUUGAAGCCCGUAUAUAGGACUACGCAUUGAAGAGAUUGAAAAUUGCGAAUUAAAGAUUAAAAUUUGGCCAAUCGGAUAAUUUUAAUCCAUUUCAUUCAAAUUGAUUGAACUCUAAUCCCCAAUUUGUAAUCCUCAAUCUCUAAUACGUAGUUUAAUAUAUGGGCUUAAUGUGCGCUCUAGGCUCUAUAAAUGUAUUGUCUCGUGCCCGCGUGCGAGGCGGACGAUUGGCCGCGAUCGAUAUGGAUCGCACAGACACCUCAAUUAGUAAGCUUACGUUGUUUGUCAUCAUUUUGACGCAAAAUGACGAUAAAUAAUAUCAACUUGCUAUCUGCGACGCGCGGCGUGAUCCGACGCCCCGCGCGUUCGUUUAGAUCGUCCAAAGUUUCUCUACAGCGGGACACGUCGCGAAAGCCGGCGUCUUUUGUAUCGCUUUCGAGAUACGAUUCGAUGUUAUUGUUACUACGAUUUUUACAAAGGGAUUUUCUAUUUUCACGACAUAUCAUUUUCAUUCAUUCGGCAAUCGCGUCCACGCACGACGGCCGGACGGCAAUCUUCCCAAAACCGAAUGGUCCUUGUAAUAUUUAUUUAUUUGAUCUCCAUAAUAAAUUAUACAUGUAAUUUUUA